This is a messenger RNA of Staurois parvus, 269 nucleotides long. The record is from the annotation of a GenBank genome assembly. NCBI's taxonomy places the organism in Eukaryota, Metazoa, Chordata, Amphibia, Anura, Ranidae.
AGUAUGUAUGCAGGGGUGGACUGACCAUUUGGAAACUCGGGCACUGCCCGAGGGCCCGGGGUCAGUAGGGGGCCCCAUGAGAUGCCCCUGGUACCUUUUUCAUAGGCUUUUUUGAGUUUGGGCAAGGAUACAGGGGCCCCAUGAUCCCCUAUUGCCCAGGGUCCCCAUGAGUUGUCAGUCCGCCCCUGUAUGUAUGUAUAUAUACAUCAUGGAGGUUGAUUUUUCUAAAGUAUAGGUUGUUCACUUGGUAAAGUAAUCUUGUCUUAUGA